AUGCUGGUGACCUAUUUGGAAGCCAGCCGGGACCUUUGCGAGACGGACUCAAUUCUUUUUGGCGCCGCGCUGGCAGUCUGCCGUAUCAUAGGCGCCAAGGUUUCCACGGCUGGACGCGCUACUGGCCAUAGUAGAGCUAUCCCAGCAUGGAGAAGAAGAAUUGAGGAACGUAUCGCAAAGGCUAGACCUCAUCGGCAGACUGAUAUGCUUCAGAUCAGGCAACAACUAGCCAAGAAUUGUGCGCACCGUCAGGAUGGCGUUUGCUGGGACAAAUGUCAGUUUGUCCCAGCCGGAUAUAACGCAAAAACUGACGGAGCGCAUAGAUGA
Molecule: messenger RNA, 327 nt
Organism: Parnassius apollo (apollo)
Lineage: Eukaryota; Metazoa; Arthropoda; Insecta; Lepidoptera; Papilionidae
Source: the annotation of a GenBank genome assembly